This is a messenger RNA of Eremomyces bilateralis CBS 781.70, 976 nucleotides long. RefSeq names its product 60S ribosomal protein L13. The transcript has 4 exons. Gene Ontology annotation, molecular function: RNA binding; structural constituent of ribosome. NCBI's taxonomy places the organism in Eukaryota, Fungi, Ascomycota, Dothideomycetes, Eremomycetales, Eremomycetaceae. The coding region runs from base 1 to 648 and encodes 215 amino acids. The record is from RefSeq and is a predicted model, not a curated record. Gene Ontology annotation, biological process: translation. Gene Ontology annotation, cellular component: cytosolic large ribosomal subunit; ribosome.
AUGGCGAUCAAGCAUAACAACGCCGUCCCCAACAACCAUUUCCGCAAGGAUUGGCAGCGCCGUGUGCGCACGCACUUUGAUCAGCCGGGACGGAAAACCCGCAGGCGUCAGGCGCGUGUCGAGAAGGCCGCCAAGAUCGCCCCGCGACCGCUCGAUAAGCUGCGACCCGUUGUGCGAUGCCCGACCAUCAAGUACAACCGCCGUGUGCGCGCUGGCCGUGGCUUCUCUCUCGCUGAGUUGAAGGAGGCUGGCAUUCCCCGCAAGCUGGCACCCACCAUCGGUAUCUCUGUCGACCCCCGCCGCCAGAACCUCUCCGAGGAGUCCCUCAAGGCCAACGUCGCGCGUCUCAAGGAAUACCAGCAGCGCCUCAUCCUCUUCCCCCGCCGCAACGGGAAGCAGACCAAGGGCGACGCCUCCGCCGAGGAGGUCAAGGCCGCCAAGAACGGCGAGGGCGUUGCCAGCGCCACCUCCGCCGUCAUCCCCAUCGUCCACGCCGCCGCCAUCACCGAGGGCAAGCUGUCGGACUACCCGACCGAGGAGAACGCGUACAGGAAGCUGCGUCUGGCCCGAUCGGAGGCGCGCUAUGUCGGCGUGCGGGAGAAGCGUGCGAAGGCCAAGGCGGACGAGGAGAGCGCGAAGAAGAAAUAGAUGCUCGACACGGGACGAGGUGGGGAGGUUCAGCGUGGAAAAGCUCUUAUUAUGGUUCGGUGUCACGGUUCAUUAUAACUAGCUACGGCUCGGAAGGCGAGUUAACGUGUUUUUGCACGAAAAAUAUCAUGACCGCUUCAAUUCUUCACCGCCAAUUAUCUGCCGCUACCUUCAAUUUGUGACCCGACCCUCGAAUGAGUGAUUCUGAUUUCGAAAUCUCUCGGUAACGUAUAUAUAAUCGCAUGAGCCAGGUCACCUCCAGCCUACUUUCCCUUCUUAUGUAGGCCAUCGAGCCUUUCGUCGCUCAGGGAUUGAGGUGCUGUAAAGC